AUGGACGCUCUCCUAGAGUUGCAAGCCACGAAUCAGGCUCUCGUGAGACGCUCGCGUUACAUUCGAGACGGACAGGCGUUAGAUCUCAUAGGUCAUCUUCACUGCGACGUUUUCAAUCAGGAUAAAUUCUUAAUCAACGGAGUGGAAGUUAGAAUGAGGCUCGUUUGCUCGAAAGAUUCGUUUUGCCUCAUGGAAUCUAAUUCGGUGUCAAAAAUACGCCUUCUAGACGCUAGUCUGCUCGUUAGAAGAGCAAAGAUAAGCCCCGGUGUGUUACUCUCACACGCGAGAAUGUUGAGUAAAACCACCGCCAAAUAUCCUCUCACAAAAGUCAGGCCGUUACAACCGAACUUCUCGAAAGACGAAAAGCUUUACGUCGAAGCCUACCACACACUCUUCUCGGGAACCGGCAUUCACUUCUUGAACGAGGGAAAUUCUAUAAGUAGAGAGGAUUAUGCCCAGGGCUACACUCUUUUCGCUUUUGAUCUUAUCCCCGACUUGUCCGCUCAUUGCGCCGGACAUUGGAAUCUCGCGAAACAUGGUAGUUUGCGAUUAGAAGUGAAAUUUGAUAAGGCGCUUACCACGACCGUUAAUUGUAUCGUUUAUGCAGAGUUCGAUAAUAUUCUAGAAAUAGACUUCUCUCGACAAGUUAUCGUCGAUUUUGGCGGUUAG
Molecule: messenger RNA, 669 nt
Organism: Linepithema humile (Argentine ant)
Lineage: Eukaryota; Metazoa; Arthropoda; Insecta; Hymenoptera; Formicidae
Source: RefSeq, a predicted model, not a curated record